GUUUCUCCUCUGGCAGCUUGGGAUCGGACUGGCUGUGGACAAGGCCCUCAGCAGAGUCAGCGUCCUCGGGGGUCUGGACGAACGUGGUGUGGAAUCUGCGGCGAGGGAUCGUGGAGCGUGGGAAGCCUGCCGCUCCGAAGGUCCGGCCGCGCUGCGUGGCGGGCUCUGACCCGCUGUUGCAGAUACAAACGGUCGGCGCGAGAAACGCGCCCGGGCGCGGGCGUGCGGCUGCCCGGGUUUGUUGCUGGCGGCUGGGCUGGUUGCAUAGGAACCCCUCCACACCCCUCCCUUUCGGAGUCCGCUUCUCGGCUCCGCGGCUGCUGGGGGAGCCUCGAGGAGCUGGCGAGGCUGCCCCUUAGACUGGGCUGAGUUCUCCUCUGUCUGAUGCCGUGACCGAGGCCCCGAGUGUGAGCGAUGACCAGGUGAAAUAUUAGAUUAUUUCAAAAGCUGGAGCUGAAUGUAAUGUUAAAUAAUGGCAACAGGCGACUUGAAGAGAAGCUUACGGAACCUAGAACAAAUGCUUCGCUCAUUAAAUUAUCCUCAAGAAGUGGAUUGUGUAGGUUUGAUUAAGGGAGAUUUAGCAGCAUCUUUGCCCAUCAUCAGCUAUUCUCUUACCUCAUAUUCCCCUUAUGUAGCAGAACUUCUGAUGGAAUCCAAUGUAGAGCUCAUAGCAAAGAAUGAUUUGCGCUUUAUAGAUACCGUCUAUAAGCUUCUUCGUGAUCAAUUUAAUUAUAAACCAAUCUUGACGAAAAAGCAGUUUCUCCAAUGUGGAUUUGCAGAAUGGAAAAUCCAAAUUAUUUGUGAUAUUUUGAAUUGUGUGAUGAAAAAGCACAAGGAGUUGAGUGGUCUUGAUAAGACUUCCUCACUACAAAGAAAGAAAGUCAAUUUUGUUAAGUCAGAACCUUGUUCAAGCAGCGAGAAGUCAUCUGCAGAAUCUGUUGGCAUUGAUAUCACUGGCAGGUUCAUGACUUCAGGAAAGAAGAAAGCUGUGGUGAUCCGUCACCUCUACAAUGAAGAUGGUGUGAGCAUUUCUGACAGUACAUUAAGUACAACGACAGAUGUGAGUGAAGCAUGUGCUGUGAAUGACUUAAAGGAUACUGAAAUAAAGACUUCUGAAGAAAAGAUCCCUGAAAUCAAGUCUGAGCAACAAGAUAUAAAAGCUAAUCCUGAGCUUACUGUACUACAGACUCUGCUUGCUGAAUGCCAAGAAAAGCUUAAGAAACUGACUCAGAUAGAGUGCAGAUUAAAUUCUUUAGAAGAAAAAAUGAAAGGAAAAGUGAUGGUUGAUGAAAAAACCUGGACCAAUCUAAUAAGUCGUGUCACUCUUCUUGAAACAGAAUUGCUUUUGUCCAAAAAGAAUGAUAACUAUUUUUACUAUGAUGAAAUGAAUGAAGACUGUGCUUCUGGUAGUAGCAGGAAUAUUCUGAAACUUGAUAACAGAUGCAAAGAGAAGGAAGUAGGUAUUCCUCUGACUUCCUGUUAUAGAACAACAUCUAGAGACUCAACUCCCAGAACCUCAACUCUUAAUUACUGUGGUCUGAAAGAGAUUUCAGAGGAAACAACAAUCCAGAAAAUGGAAAGGAUGAAAAAAAUGUUUGAAGAAACUGCAGAGUUACUGAAAGGUUCAAAUCACUCACUAUAGAAUUUUUCUACAUGAACUUUUCCAGGACUUUGGCUACUGUAUAUGUUGUAUAUUUUAAGAAUUCCCUAUAAAUUUUAAUAUACUGCAGUAUUUUUGUUAAGAAUUUUAAUUCCAUUUGGUAUAUGAGCUUUUUCAUACAAUAUUGAAUAAAUACUUAAGUAUUUUUGUGGUAUGAUUAUAUGCUUUUACUUUGUUUUACUUUUCCUAGGAAAACUUAGGUGCCAGUACACUUAUUUUACAGAGUGAACUCAUUACAGCACUGUAUUUUUGUGUUGACAUUUGUUGGCAGUGUGCUAAGUAAUAUGUUUUUAAAACUACAGGUUUCAGGACCAUAGCUUACAUCCUGUUGGAAACACUCCAACUGGAACUUGCAUAUUGUACCCAAGAGGCUUUCAUACAUACCAUUUUGCCAUCUGUACUGAUGAAUAUGUUGUAAUGAAAAGUUAAAAAUGCUCAUUGAAAAUGAAAUAAAACAAAACUACAACAAUUUCAUGCUCAGUGAAAAAGCAGCAACACAUUUUCAGUUACCAUUGAGAAAGUAAGGGCAUGAUUCCUCUUUCAGAUUUAGAAGCAGGUCGGAAAGUUAACUGUGAAAAAUGUGUUGAGGAUUUUAGUGCUCUAUUCUGUAACACAUUUUAAGACCAGCAGCACAGACACAGAUGGUGGCCGUCCAGUAUUACAAGAUACACAGUGAGGUAUUUUUGUUUUUUUUAAGUGAUGGGAAGUAAUACAUUUUUCUGAAGAGAGAAAAAGUUUUAGAUAAAGUUAAGAGAAAAAAUAAAUUUUAGGUUACUAAAUAAAAUAUUAUUUUUUAACUUUAUAAAUAAAAAUGCAAUAAUCAUCCUGGGUAUACUUCAAGAAAAUUGAUUCCAUUAUUUGAGAGGAAAAAGAGAAUAUUAUUAUUACUUAGUUCAUCUGAUUGUAUAUUAUUUACCCAUCUGUUUAUAUUAUAUGUGUGUACUUUGAAAUUUGUCACAUAUUUAACAUUAACAUAAAGUUAAAAUUCUAAGUAGAAAUAACUUUUAAGAAAGCAUUUUUAAUAUUCUAAUAUAUGUUUAGUCAUUAGACUUAAAAUUAUGAGCUUUUGAAGUUAGCAUAAAACCUUGCUAUUAGAAGAGUUUCAGUAAAUAUUUCUAGGGCAAAUCCAAUUAGCUUUAUAUUUUAAAUUACAAAAUAAUUUUAAAAAUCAAGUUUAGCCUGGCCAGUGUUGCUCAGAGGUUGAGCAUCAACCUGUGAACUAGGAGGGCACGGUUCAAUUCUCAGUUAGGACACGUGCGGGUGUUGCAGGCUCCAUCCCUAGUGUGGGGUGUGCAGGAGGCAGUAGAUCAGUGAGUCUCUCUCAUCAUUGAUGUUUCUAUCUCUCUCUCCUCCUUUCCUCUCUGAAAGCAAUAAAAAUAUAUAUUUUUAAAAAUCAAGAGUUUAAAAUAACAAUUACCAAUUAACUUCUAAAACAUUAGUACCAGCAUGGAAUUAUAGCACCACCUUGUGGUUCAUAUGCCACAUAAAAUAUAUUUUAUUAAAACAAGUGAUUUCACAUAAAAUAAUUUUUUUUAUUGAUUGAUUUGAGAGAGAGAGAGAGAGAGAGAGAGAGAAAGGGGGAGAGAGAGAAGCGUUGAUUUGUUGUUCCACUUGGUUUUGCAUUCAUUGGUUGAUUCUGGUACGUGCCCUGACUAAAGAUUGAACUCAACCUUGGUGUGGGGAGGAUACUCUAACCAACUGAGCUACACUGCCAGGGUGAUGUCUCAUAAAACAUAUGAUCAUAUUUUUUUCUUUUUGAAAAUCCCAAUUCAAAACUCAGCUCAAUAUCUUUUAAAAAGAAACAUUUUGAAGUUUUCUUGUACAAAGACAGAAGAAAAAGUAAGCUUUUGUUUCUUCCUUCCCUCUUCUUUUUUUUCUUUUUUUACCAUUAAAAAUAUUUUUUCAAUUAUAGUUGACAUUCAAUAUUUUCUUUUUUCUUUAUAUAGUGUACAUUUACACACAGAUGAUUUGAAACUUUUUUCUGUAAUCCUCACCCUAGGAUAUGUUUUUAUUGGUUUUAGAGAGAGCGAGAGGAAGGGAAAGAGAGACAUCAAUGUGAAAGAAAGAGUGAUUGGUUGUCUCCCAUACCCACCACGGCCUGGGAUUAAACCUACAACCUAGGCAUGUGCCCUGGCGGAAUUGAACCUGCAACCUUUUGGUUUCCAGUAUGAUGCUCCAGCUAAGCCACCCGUCCAGGUCUUAAAACAUUUUUAAUCUCCCAAUUUAUGUAUAGUGUGCAAAUUAUAAGUAUCAAUUGAAAAUGUAGUAAAAGAUGCCUUAUAUUAUCAAGUGGAAAUUUGAAAUAUAAAUUUUGUUACACUUUUAUUAACAACUUAAAACAGGAACUAAUAAAAUCAGCUUAUAUUAGCACCAUACAUUUACACUUACAAAGAAUCUCACUUUCCUGCUUUGACACCAUAAUCUUCGGGGAAAAAGAAAGCAAAUUUGACUUAGUUGAAGUUAUUGAAGAGAGAGCCAAACUAUUUUUUAUUCCAACUUUUAGAAAUUAUAGAAAAAAUUGUUUCUUCCAGGCAAUUUGGGAAGUAGCUUGUAACUCUACAUCAGCCUCUUUGAUUAACUUGAAGAUCUCGAGGAAAUGAGGGAGGGGAAUUCUGGGUACAUUAUUUGGAGGUACAUACUUAAACCCUUAGUUAACUGGAAUUUUCACUAAUCCAUCCCCUUAAUUCUCUCAUAAGCAGGAUGAAAGGUAUUUAUACUAACCACAAAGGCAUCAGCGGCUUGUGCUGCCCUAUCCUAUAUUCUGAGUAGAUCUGGAUAGAAAUCAUACAGGAGCACUCUAGUGAAUGCAUACGGUAAGAUACUAGUCAGAACAUUAAAAAAAAAAGCUAACAUCAGCUGUACGAAAAUUCUAGGCAAAGCUAAGGACUAUUUUUAUUUUUAUAAGGGUUAAUUUGAGCUAAACUGAUGACAUAUGCUAGGGAGCAAGAUUUCAUAUGUUCCCGCUAAGGACUAGUUAGUGGGAAAAAGUAGUUCUAUAUUUUUUGUUUGUUUUACUCUAGUAUGUAAUGUUUUAACAUGUAAUAUAGUCCCUAAAAAAUACAAAAAUACUUUGGAACUGCGUUUUAUGCCAUUCAUUAUUCACAACUUUAUAUAAUUGACAAGCACUUGGGGAAGCAUUAAAAAGUAAAAGGACCUUGUCAACUUUACAAACUACAACACUUUUUGAGUUCAAAUAACAUUAUAGAUUUAAUUUUUACUUUUUAACAAUCCCCAGGUUUGUGCUCUUUCUUUCAAGGUGAAGGAUGUAGAGAAGUGAUGAGGUGGGGGUAGUGUGAAACUUUAAAGUUGAACUACAAAAUCAAAACUUUAAUUGUUGUGUUACUUGAGCUUUACUGUUCCUAGUGAAAAUGGCAAGUUUCUUAUACUACUCAAAGUGUAAAGAGAGCUGGGAAGCCAGUACUGACAGCAGUUGCAACAUUAAGAAUGUGCAACUUUACUAGUAAGUCCAAGUUCAUUUUAUGAUGACUUUUAUUUAUAUCUAAUAUUUGUAGGAAUGGAGAGGCUAUAUAGUGUAUACAUUUUAUUUUUAUCUCUGAAGUUCACUAACUCAUUAAUAGAGAAAUUUAACUUGAUUGAAAAAAAUUUAAUGCAGAGUGUUCAACUCAGCAUUUUAAAAUUAAGAGCAGAGUACUUUCCCUGGCUGGGUAGCUGGGUUGGAGUGUUGUCCUGAUGCCCUGAGGUUGCCAGUUCAAUGCCCGGUCCAGGCACAUACAAGGGUCAAGGGUCAGCUGAUAAAUGCAACAAAUCCAUAUUGCUUUCUUUCUCUCAAAUCAAUAAAGAUUAAAAUAAAAAGAAUAGACUGCUUAUUAUAUUAUUAAGUAUCCCAAAUAUUUAAAUUAUUUGAAAGUUACAUUAUGGAUGGGAGUUAAGAAAAAGGAGAGCUCGCAAUAUUAAUUACCCAACAAAGUUGAACAGUGGGAAUUAAAGCAAUGGGAAAACAAUAUUUUGGAAUAAAUCCUAACUUGUAGAUCCAAUUCUUCAGUUCACUUAAGUUGAUAUGCACUUGGAGUACAAUCAACUUAUUAAAUCAUUGGGUGUAGCUCUUCAAUGUGAUUGGUGUUGAAAACCUGAAAGAUACUUGCAGAAUACCUACCAGAAUUAUUCUAUAUCUGUUUCUUAAAUGCCUUUUGAUUGUCCCUAUGACUCCAACCAUGUUCCCUUAUCUAUUCCCACCACUUACUUUUCACUUUUACAAUUUACCAAUAAAAUUAACCCUGAGUAGA
Molecule: messenger RNA, 5904 nt
Organism: Myotis daubentonii (Daubenton's bat)
Lineage: Eukaryota; Metazoa; Chordata; Mammalia; Chiroptera; Vespertilionidae
Gene: CEP44
Product: centrosomal protein 44
Biological process (GO): centriole replication; centriole-centriole cohesion
Cellular component (GO): spindle pole; centrosome
Source: RefSeq, a predicted model, not a curated record